This is a messenger RNA of Neltuma alba, 1006 nucleotides long. Its product is annotated as protein MNN4. The transcript is spliced from 3 exons. The coding region runs from base 111 to 695 and encodes 194 amino acids. The record is from RefSeq and is a predicted model, not a curated record. Lineage: Eukaryota; Viridiplantae; Streptophyta; Magnoliopsida; Fabales; Fabaceae.
AUCUCACCAAAAGCAUUUAGUUUACUCCUUAUCUCUUUCACCCUCUUAAGUGAUCAUCUUCUUCUUCCUCCUCCUUUCAACUAUUCCUAGCUGACUCACUGCAAAAGAAAAUGGCCGCUGUUGAGGUUGUGUCGGCAAAAACUGCUCUGCCAGCUGAGGAAUCUACUGAGAAGAAGACGAGCGAAGAGAAUAUUCCAACACCUGCAGCAAAUCCUGAGCCUGCGUCUCAGGAAUCACAACAGGAGGAAAAACCGGCAAUUUCACGAGAAGAAGUCAAGGUUGUUGAAACAGUGACAGAAGAGGCUGCACGUGAGAAGACAGAUGAAGAGACCAAGAAGGAAGAAGACGAGACUACUGCAGCAGUAGUUGCAGAAGAAACCAGCAAAGAAAAUACUGAAGUAGUUGCAGGUGUUGAGGCACCAAAGACUGAAGAAGAAAGAACCAAGACUCCUGAAGAUCAUAAAGAGGUCAAGAAAGAAGAGGAAGUUGAGGAAGACAAAGCUGAGAAGAAGAAGGAGGAAGAGGAGAAUCUAGAGAAGCCAGAAGCCUCAGCUGAAAAGAGCCAAGAAGAGAAGGAAGAGGCAAAGAGUGAAGAGAAGGAAGAAAAGAAAGAAGAAUCAGAAACUGAAGAGAAGAAAAGGGAUGAACAAGGCACAGAAGCUGAAAUUACUACUGCAGCUGAAAAGACUGAAUGAGAGCAUGCAUGGGACCCACACUCAAAUGGAUUCUAUAGUACUGUUCUAUCUUUUUAAUAAUAAUCUCUAUUACCUAUUUUGUGAGUUUAUGUUUUAGAGGGUUUCUUGUGUUUGGUUGUGUUUUUGUGAUGUUGCAUGUCAAUUAAGUUGCUGUGUUGUGUUUUGUAGUCUUCGUACGGAGUCAGUCACCCACAUGGCAAUGCAUGAAUCUGUGUGGGAUCAAAUAAUAUAGACACUUAGCAUGUGGUGUAAUAAUUUGUUAGUGUUUGUUGGCUACCAAGUGUCUCUUCUAUUAUCUUACCCUUUCGUUU